Molecule: messenger RNA, 1534 nt
Organism: Daucus carota subsp. sativus
Lineage: Eukaryota; Viridiplantae; Streptophyta; Magnoliopsida; Apiales; Apiaceae
Product: hydroxyproline O-arabinosyltransferase 1
Exons: 8
Coding region: 167-1273 (368 amino acids)
Molecular function (GO): glycosyltransferase activity
Source: RefSeq, a predicted model, not a curated record
UAAAAUACAGCAAAACUAGUCAAUUAGCCAUCUUCUUCAACAACUCUCUCUCUCUCUCUCUCUCAAUCUCUCUCCACAGCUACAGCUUACAAACGACGACUUUUUCAACUUCUCUCACCAAAACCACAAUGCUGUAGUGAGACAACCAAUCAAACAUCUUCCAAAAAUGGGGUGUGGCAACACAUUCUUCACCCUGGUAAUAACAUUCUCAGUAGCACUAAUCACCUACAACAUCAUCAUCUCUGCAAACGCUCCACUCAAACAGGACUUCCCAGGCCCAUUACACAAGAAUUCAAGACAUGGGCUUCUGCUCCCGCAAGACCCCAUCAUCAAGAUGCCAGUGGACAGGAAAUCAGGCCCAGAAAUCAAGAAAAAGAGGCUGUUUCACACUGCUGUAACAGCUUCUGAUGGGAUUUAUAAUACAUGGCAAACAAGGGUUAUGUACUAUUGGUUUAAGAAGUUUAAAGAUGAGGAGGGCUCUGAUAUGGGUGGGUUUACGAGGAUUUUGCAUUCUGGGAAAGCUGAUAGUUUGAUGGAUGAGAUCCCUACUUUUGUUGCUCAGCCACUUAAAGAUGGCAUGGAUCAGGGUUAUAUAGUUCUUAACAGGCCUUGGGCCUUCGUACAGUGGCUACAACAGGCAAAUAUUGAAGAAGACUACAUAUUGAUGUCAGAGCCGGAUCACAUUAUAGUAAAGCCCAUACCAAAUUUAUCUUCAGAUGGCCUUGGAGCUGCUUUCCCUUUCUUUUAUAUUGAACCCACAAAGCAAGAGACCAUUCUCCGAAAGUUCUUCCCUGAAGAAAAGGGACCAAUUACCAAUAUCGAUCCUAUAGGGAACUCUCCUGUCAUCGUUGGGAAGGAAGCUCUUAAAAAGAUUGCCCCAACUUGGAUGAAUGUUUCCUUGGCGAUGAAGAAAGAUCCUGAUGCAGAUAAAGCUUUUGGCUGGGUUCUCGAGAUGUAUGCAUAUGCCGUAUCAUCAGCUCUUCAUGGCGUGGGUAACAUCUUAUACAAGGACUUCAUGCUCCAGCCUCCCUGGGAUACCGAAAUAGGAAACAAGUAUAUCAUUCAUUACACCUACGGAUGCGAUUAUGAUUUAAAGGGUAAAUUGACAUACGGAAAGAUCGGUGAGUGGAGAUUUGACAAAAGAUCUUAUACUACUAGCUGGCCUCCGAGGAAUCUCCCAAUGCCUCCGCCUGGUGUGCCAGAAAGUGUUGUUACUCUGGUGAAAAUGGUUAAUGAAGCCACGGCCAACAUUCCCAACUGGGGUGAGUCAUAACAUGAAAAGGGGCUAAAUAUAUUUUGAUGGACUCUGCAGUUCGAGCUUAUAGUGGUUGUGCAAGAGUAUCCUUGUCUACUAGGUUAUGUACACAUGAAAGUAUCAACGGUCGUGUUCUCAGUUCUCACGACUAUGACCCGGAAUAUGUAAACCUUGUAAGAACAGUAGAGACCUAUUUACAAAUUAUCUAUCUGUUAUUAACUAUUUUGUAUCAUCCAGUUAAAAUUAUAUUAGCAUGUUUAUAUGUUGUGCAUGAACAAA